Cladocopium goreaui is the source of this 2286-nucleotide messenger RNA. NCBI's taxonomy places the organism in Eukaryota, Dinophyceae, Suessiales, Symbiodiniaceae. The record is from the annotation of a GenBank genome assembly.
AUGAUGGAUGAGGUGGAGCGCGGCUUCAAAGAGAAGUACGAGGAUCUGCAGAAGACCUUGAUGGAAUCCCGCAGGCAGUACCUGGCGGAGCUGUCGGAGCAUCGCGAUCGCAUGCGGAGCGAAACCCUCAGUCCACCACUGCAGGCUGCCCUUGCUGAAAUCAGUGAAGAAGAUGCAGACCAUCAUGUGUACCGCUUUCAACCCGAGAUGGCACUGGAUCCUCUCACCCAGGAAUAUUUCAAGGCCGCCAUGAUCGAGAAUAUGAAGGUGGCACUGACCAAAGGUGCAGCAGCAGCUGGCGAGACCAUACAACUGCUGAUGAACCAGUUGAAGGAAGCGCAAACAGAGUCAGAUAGACUCCGAGAGCAGCUGGAGGAUGCUUUGUUGCAAGCCAUGCUGGCCGAAGGGUCUGAGAAGCGCGCGCCUGCACCUCCCAGGCGGCCUUCGGCUCAGGCAGAUCCCGGCGAGGCCAAGAAGCUGCAGGCUGAAAUCGAGGCCUUGAAGCAAGAGCUGGAUGGCAACAAGCGAGAUAUGGAAAGACAUCGUGGCAUUUUCCAGAUCUUCGGCCUGGAUCCAGACUGCAGCCUCGAGGUAGCCAGGAAGUUCUUCGAGACGCUCACAGCACAGCCUCCAGCAGAUGAUUCUGCCAGUGAGGUUGACCAGCUGAAGGCGAAGAAUGCGGCACUGCUGAAGCAACAGAAGACUCUGGAGGAGGAGAUCCAGAAGCUGAAACGCUUGGCGGACGAGUCCAGCAAGAAGCUGCAAGCUCAAGUGAAGGAACUGCAAGAGGAGAAUGAAAAGCUGAAGAGCCAGCUGUCGACCAAGACAUUGCCACCAGGCCCAGAAAAGAAAAAGGACGAUGGGAAGAAAGAGGCUGAUCUUCAGAGGCAGCUUGACCUCUUGAAGAAGCAACUGACCGAUGCGACCAAGGGCAAUGACGCCAUGGCGAAGCUCAUGAAGCGCAACGAGGACUUGGAAGCCGAAGUGGCGCAGCUCAAGGAGGAAUUGAAGGUGAAGACGCGCGAAGCCACCGAGAGCACCCAGGCUGCGGAUUUUGCGAGGAGGCAAUCGACAGAUCUGAUGGCCCAGAUGGAGCAGAUGCGCAAGCAGCUGGACGAUGCCAAAAAGGAGCUUGAUGAUGAGAGGCGUCGCUCCAGUGUGAAGGUUCCGGUCGAAAGACCGAGCUCAGAGGAGGAUCGACAACUCCAGGAUAAGCUGAAAAGAACCAAAGAUGAGAACGAAAAUCUGAAGCAGGAGAACAAACAGUUACGAGAUGCCUUGGACGAAGCCAAGAUCAUGCGGAAAGCGCUGGAGCAGGCCAUGGACGAGCUGAAACGCAAGUUCGAGGAGUUCAAGAAGAAGUUGCAGGAGAAGGGUGUCGAUGUCAGUCUUUUGGACGAAGCGCUACUGGAAGUAGGUAUGCCUUCACAUCCCAUGAAUGUCUUCGACCGCCUCUACCAAGAUGCAGUGCGCCGCUUCAACCGUUUCCAGGAGAAAUGGGUCAUUGACAUGAAAAAUGCCCAGCAAGAAACCUGGGAACGUAUUUUGGGCAUCUAUGAUGGGCCGCCUUUGACCAAAGAACAAGUGACUGCCUUGGUACAAAACGGCUUGAUCGAUAUCAGGAGAUUUGCCUUCGAUGAGCCUCCAUCCCGAAUGAUCUGCCCCAAAUGUGGAUACAACUUGAGGUCCGGCACUCCGGAUCGCCCGCGACCGCACUCGCAGCCCUCCGAGAGCCAAAGGCCCAGGUUUGGUCGGAUGAAAACCUGGGCUGGGAGCAUGGCUGGAAGUCUGUCGCCCAAGGGAGGAGGCAAUCAACCAGAUGUCUUCGCCCGACAAGACAUCUAUCUGGACAUUGUGGGCUUUCAACCGCAUCAAGCGCAGGACAGAAAACCCUUUGCGAUUGUGAGUGAGGCGGACCAGUACAUGCACCACUGCCAUCUCCAACGUUUCGAGCCACUGUCGCUGUCAGCUGAUGCAGAUGCUUCGGCUGUAGGGCGGGAGAUGACACCGAGCAAAAUGGAGACACCCAAGGGGGCAACGCCAAGCCCUUCUCCUUGCGCGAAGGAUGGCAAGACUCCAAAGACGCCCAAGUUGGUGACCUUGGAGAGCGCCAUGAGCAUGGAUUUGGACGACAGAGAGGUGAUGGUGGUGUCCGCCCCUUCGCCGGUGAACAUGGAACCGCCAGCGCCUCCGGUGACCCAGCGCCGCAUCAGCACCAGGGAUGCCAAGCUGGUGGAAGGUGCCGCGCUGGUGGUGGUGCCCCAACGACUUUUUUUUUUGCAGUGA